GAGCAUCUAAAUCUUAUUUGAUCACCACUGGCUGGCUUCAUUUUCGUUUGAAAGCAAACUGAUGCAUCAUUCUGUCCGAAAGCAACCGAAUAAGACGACCCUUUCUGUGAACAAUCCUAUAAUUUGUACGUCCCUCCGUAUUUUUUAUUUAUUUUGUGUGUGACAAUAUUUUAUUGUCUUCAGCUGAGAGCAUCUUCCGCCCUAUAUUGACGACGAAAAGGAAUAAGUAGAGCACAGUUCAACCAUCACGAUCGUGAACAUGAUGACUGCAAACUUUACGUUGUUUCUUCUUUUCCUAGGUGCAUCUAUUCAUGCUUCAAAUGGACGAAACAAUCAGAGCAUUGUACUGCAGCAUCUCCUUGACAACUAUGGACCAAUCACAGUGCGACCUGUGCGUGACAUCAGCCAACCUACGAACGUAACCUUCCGACUCCUUCCGGUCGAGCUCAUCAAGUUUGAUGAGGAGAAUCAACAAGUAAAACUAUCAGCAUAUAUGCGAAUGAUAUGGAGGGAUGAGAACAUGAUAUGGGAUCCAAUGGAUUUCAACGGGGUCGAUUACGUAACUGUUAAAAGAAGUGACAUUUGGCUUCCCGACAUCGUACUAUACCAAAAUGUCGUCAAAGAUUUCAUCAGUUACGCAGAUACGUACAUCGUUGCCUCGAGUAACGGGAGCAUGAAUUGGUAUUUUCCCGCCAUCAUCGCCACAGCCUGUCCUAUCGAUAUCACAUACUUCCCCUAUGAUGUCCAAUAUUGUAACUUGACAUUUGGCCCUUGGUCAGAGACUGCAGAAAAAGUCAAUUUUCGAAUGUCAACAGAAGCUGAUGCCAACGUGAAUAUAUUUCGUAAAAAUGGAGUUUGGGUACUCGAACAGACGAGAGCAAGUAACCUGGUCAUUGAAUCUUGCUGCUUCAACCUCUCAUGGACUGCGAUCCAGUUUGUCCUUCAAAUCCACCGACAAUCAAGUUUCUACACCCGCACUGUCGUUGUCCCCUGUAUUCUGCUGACGGCAUUGAUGGCUCUCGUCUGUUGGCUUCAUCCAGCUUCUGGAGAGAAGGUGACCUUGGCAGUCAGUAACCUUCUGGCCUUGAUCCUCUUCCAGCAGCUCGUAGCCGACAGGCUUCCGCCAAGUGGAGAGACUACGUCUAUCAUUGUGAUCUUCUUCAUCGUGAUGAUUGGGUUAAGUUGUACCGAGGUGAUAUGCUCCAUCAUUGUCCUGCGGCUGUACCACACUGGUGGAAGGCGCCAGAUACCGGACUGGAUAAGACGGGCGAUGCUGAGUCCGCUCAUCAUGCGUCUCUACACCAACGCAGAGUGUACCGCCAUGUUGCGUGCUCAAAAGAAGGCAAAUGAACUCCGGAUACUCGAAUCAAUGACCAACCCAACUCUUCAGAACAACACCAACACCGCGGCACAGAACCAAGAAAACGGGAAGCACGACACGAAAGCAGACGAUAUCGUCAAGACUAUUAGUAAACCACAAGAAUUGGACACUCUGAGCUUGCGCAGUGAUCCUGAAAUGAUUAACAAGGCGUGGCAGGAGGUAGCCAUCGUCUGCGAUAAAUUUUUGUUUAUUCUCCUACUACUUGUCACUUUCAUUGCUUGGUUGUAUGUGCUUGUUAGCUUUCUAAUUUAGUCAUGUUAAUUGACUGUCAUGGGAGUUUGAUUAGGGCUUUACUCUGACGGAAAUGUCCCUAAGAUCGCAAUUAUUCGAACAAAUAUGUAAAGGAUAGAAAGCGCAAAUUGUCCGGCAUGCAAUGUUGACGAGAUAGAGAGCUGUUUGGCCUCGUUUCCAUCACCGAACCAACGUUAUCUUGUCUUGAUAAAGCCCUGAUAAUUCAGAAGACGGAGGGAAGGAUUCUUCAACUGUCAUGAUUGCUGCAGGCGUGGAAGUUGAAUCGAAUUUAUGGAUCAGUUUUAUUGGCCAUUGAAUCAUAUUUUAGUAUUAAGAGUUCUUGGGAACGUCCCCGUUUUAUGUCGUCAUUUCUCUCAUAUGUGUUAAUUACUGUAUCAAGAGACAUGAAACGGGAAUCUUUCUUACCUACUUACAACUAAUAAAUGGAAAUACAAAAUCUU
Lytechinus pictus (painted urchin) is the source of this 2073-nucleotide messenger RNA. Its product is annotated as neuronal acetylcholine receptor subunit alpha-10-like. The coding region runs from base 260 to 1633 and encodes 457 amino acids. Lineage: Eukaryota; Metazoa; Echinodermata; Echinoidea; Temnopleuroida; Toxopneustidae. The record is from RefSeq and is a predicted model, not a curated record. Gene Ontology annotation, molecular function: transmembrane signaling receptor activity; acetylcholine-gated monoatomic cation-selective channel activity. Gene Ontology annotation, biological process: monoatomic ion transmembrane transport; chemical synaptic transmission; regulation of membrane potential. The transcript is spliced from 9 exons. Gene Ontology annotation, cellular component: neuron projection; postsynaptic membrane; plasma membrane.